AUGGCCCUAGUAAUGAAGAAGAUGAUGCGUUUCCCAGAAUCCUUCGCAUCCACAUACCUUGUUGUCCUCCUUCUCUUUCUCCAGCUGCUCACACUGAGCUCAGCUGAAUUUUCUGUGAUUGGACCUGCUGAUCCUGUCCUAGCCCUGGAGGGGGAAGAUGUUGAGUUACCCUGUCACCUGGAUCCCAAGAUGAAUGCUGAAGAUAUGGUUUUGAGAUGGUUCCUACCCCAGUCUUCUAUGGAUGUGCACCUGUUUGGGAACAGAGAUGAUCUGUUUCAAGACCAGAUGAAGGAGUAUCGAGGCAGGACAGAGUUGCUGAGAGAAGCCAUUGAUUAUGGGAGUGUGGCUGUGAGAAUACACAAUGUCAGAGACUCUGAUGAGAGAGAGUAUAUUUGCUCUUUCUCUGAUGGUCAAGAACAUGAAGAAGCCUCUCUGGAGCUGCAUGUGGUGGCUCCUCUAUUCCCGAGGGCUUUUCCGUCGAUGGUGGCUCUGUGUGUGACCUUCCCUGUGCUGGGACUGCUCAUCAUUGGGGGUCUUUAUCUCAUCUGGAAAUGGCACAGGGACAAAGAAAAACUCCAGAUCGAGCUCAGGAAGAGUUUGUUCCAGUUACAUGAGGCCCAUAUCACUCUGGAUCCUGACACAGCACAUCCCGGACUUAUCUUGCCUGAGAACCGCAAACAGGUGAUCUACGGAUUCACAUGGCAAAACCUGCCUAAGAACCCUGAGAGAUUUGAUACAACACCCUGUGUGCUGGGUAGUGAAGGCUUCACUUCGGGGAGACAUUACUGGGAGGUAGAUGUGAAAGACUCAGUAGGGUGGAUUCUGGGGAUUUGUAGGGAAGAUGUGAGGAGGAAAGGGGCAAUUAUAUUUUCACCUGAGAAUGGAUUCUGGACUGUGGGAAGAUACCGGAAUGCUUACUGGGCCCACAAUCCCCCCCGCCCCCGUCUUCAGCUGGCCACAUGCCCCCACCAGGUGGUGGUUUCCCUAGAUUAUGAGGCUGGAAACGUCUCAUUCUACAGUGGGACUGACGGAUCCCACAUCUACACUUUCCCCCGUGCUACCUUCUCUGGGAUCCUCCGCCCUUUCUUCAUGCCUCCACACUAUACUUUUCUGACCAUCUGCCCUUGCUCUGUGGGGGUCGGUAUGACCUUGCCCCUGCCCCCCAAUAACCACCCCCCUCUAGGGGAGGGACCAGCCUCGGCUGAUGGAGUUGUGGAUCCCUUAUCUGGGGCGGAUUUCCCAUUGCCCAUCCCCCAGACCAGCCCGGUGUCCUUCCUGCCCCUAGGGUGCCACCCAGCCCCGCCCUCUGCCCCCUCCAGCUCUCCAUCCCCUCCCCUGGCUGCAGCUGCCUGUGUCCCCACCUCCUCUGCUGCUCCCCCAGGGCAGACCCUGACUGUGGGGGCUCUGUCUGCUGCUGCUGCUGCUGCUGCUGCUGCUGCUGCCAGGGAAUGGUCUUCACUGGGGGCUGGGCUGGGGGCAGUGAAGUGGCUGCAGCAGGCCUGGUCUGUCACUCUAGGUUCUGACCCCCACAUCCACCUGGAAGGGUAUGAAGAUGGAGAAAUCCAGCUGGGGUGCACAUCAGCCAGAUGGUACCCUGAGCCCCAGGUGCAGUGGAGAGAUGCCAUGGGAAAGAUGGUCCCGUCCCUGUCCAAGUCCCAACCCUACACUUUUAAUGACCUGUUCGGUGUGGCAGCAUCCGUGAUUGUCCAAGAAGACUCUGUGGGAGCCAUAUCCUGCUCCAUCUGGAAUCCCCUCCUCAACCAAGAGAAGGGGGCACUGAUUUCCAUAGCAGCUCCCUUUUUCCCAAGGGCCUCUCCUUCCACGGUGGCUUUGCCUGUGAUCCUGUUCAUGCUGGUACUACUUAUCGCUGGAGGCCUUUAUCUCCUUAGGAAACUGCAGAGGGAAAAAGGGAAACUCCAAGCCAAGCUCAGCUGGAGCUUGGCCCAGUUACACACCGUGGAUGUCACUCUGGAUCCGGACACGGCUCAUCCCGAACUCGUCCUCUCUGAGGACCGGAAACAAGUGACACGUGGAGACACCCAGCAGAUCCUGCCUGACAACCUGGCGAGAUUUGAUGUUUUCCCCUGUGUGCUGGGCCACGAGGUCUUCACCUCGGGGAGAUGUUACUGGGAGGUGGAGGUAUGGGACAGGAAGUCCUGGGGUCUGGGAAUCUGUAGGGAAGAUGUGGCAAGAAAGUGGUCAUCCUCCGAGUCACCUGAGAAUGGAUUCUGGGCUUUGGAGUUGUAUGAAAGUGAAUACCGGGCCCUCACCUCCCCCCGGACUCCUCUCUCACUGACUGAGCCCCUUUGUCGAGUGGGGGUUUACCUGGACUACGAGGCUGGAAUUGUCUCAUUCUAUAGUGGGACUGACGGAUGCCUCAUCUACACUUUCCCCCACAGCACCUUGUCUGGGACACUCUGGCCUUUCUUUCGCCUUUGGUUCUAGGACCCAACCCCUAUGAGCAUCUCCCAUGCUCCAAGGAGUUUGAGGGAGUCCCUGGUCCUGCCCCCUCUCAGGAGACCCCAGGAGCCCUCCCCAGGGGCAGGACCGGCCUCAGUCACUCGGAAGGGGGAUUGCCUCCCUGGAGUUGAUGCCCCAUUGCUCCCCACACCAGCUCAGCCCUGA
This is a messenger RNA of Tachyglossus aculeatus (Australian echidna), 2625 nucleotides long. Its product is annotated as butyrophilin subfamily 1 member A1-like. NCBI's taxonomy places the organism in Eukaryota, Metazoa, Chordata, Mammalia, Monotremata, Tachyglossidae. The record is from RefSeq and is a predicted model, not a curated record. Gene Ontology annotation, molecular function: signaling receptor binding. Gene Ontology annotation, cellular component: external side of plasma membrane. Gene Ontology annotation, biological process: T cell receptor signaling pathway; regulation of cytokine production.